GAAAAUGAAUGUUUCUUUCGAUUGGCACCCGCUUGACUUUCCGCUGCAGUGUAGACCCCUCUGACCAGCUGGUUGUCAGACCGGUUUCGAUUGCAUUCGAUUAUGCCGUAUCGCGCAAUACCGUAGCCAAUCGCAAGGCCCACAGUGUCCACUAGUGCAGCGAGCAGCAGUAGCAGGCGGGAUGGCAUUUACGGUGCUCAACACGGUGGCGAAGCGGGCCGCCGCGAAUGUUUAUGUAACCAACGGGCUGCUGAAAAAUAUCGCCGCUUUAUAUAAUGUGCAGCCGGCGCGCGGUGCCGGGAAGUGGUUCCCGGACGAGCAGUUUAUCGACCAGUUCAAGGGCCCGGUCAUGUACCCGGACGAGGUGACCUCGCGCUGGAAGCUGCCGCCGUGGAACAGCAAGAUCGCACCGGUGGAGAAGACGGUGCGCAACCUGAGCCUCAACUUUGGCCCGCAACAUCCGGCGGCGCACGGUGUGCUGCGGCUGGUGCUCGAGCUGGACGGUGAGACGGUGAUGCGAGCCGAUCCGCACAUCGGCCUGCUGCACCGCGGCACCGAGAAGCUGAUCGAGUACAAAACGUACACCCAGGCGCUGCCGUACUUCGACCGGCUCGACUACGUGUCGAUGAUGUGCAACGAGCAGUGCUACUCGCUGGCGGUUGAAAAGCUGCUCAACAUCGACGUGCCGCUGCGUGCCAAGUACAUCCGCGUGCUGUUCGGCGAGAUCACCCGCAUCCUCAACCACAUCAUGGCCGUGGGCACGCACGCGCUCGACGUGGGCGCCCUAACGCCGUUCUUCUGGCUGUUCGAGGAGCGCGAGAAGAUGAUGGAGUUCUACGAGCGCGUGUCCGGCGCCCGCAUGCACGCCGCCUACAUCCGCCCGGGCGGUGUGUCGCAGGAUCUGCCGCUCGGUCUGCUCGACGACAUCUACGAGUUCGCGUCCAAGUUCGGCGAGCGGCUGGACGAGGUCGAGGACGUGCUGACUACCAACCGCAUCUGGGUGCAGCGCACGGUCGACAUCGGCAUCGUGUCGGCCGAGGACGCGCUCAACUACGGCUUCAGCGGCGUAAUGCUGCGCGGUUCCGGCAUCAAGUGGGAUCUGCGCAAGUCGCAGCCGUACGACGCGUACGACCGCGUCGAGUUCGACGUGCCGAUCGGCACCAAGGGUGACUGCUACGACCGCUACCUGUGCCGCAUCGAGGAAAUGCGCCAGUCGCUGCGCAUCAUCGACCAGUGCCUCAACCAGAUGCCGGCCGGCGAGAUCAAGACGGACGACGCGAAGCUGACGCCGCCGUCGCGCGCCGAGAUGAAGAACUCGAUGGAGGCGCUCAUUCACCACUUCAAGCUGUUCACCCAGGGCUACCAGGUGCCGCCCGGCGCCACCUACACCGCCGUCGAGGCACCGAAGGGCGAGUUCGGCAUCUACCUGGUGUCAGAUGGCUCGAGCCGCCCGUACCGAUGCAAGAUCAAGGCACCCGGUUUCGCCCAUCUGGCCGCGCUCGACAAGAUCGGCCGCCACCACAUGCUCGCCGACGUGGUCGCCAUCAUCGGCACGCUGGACGUCGUGUUCGGUGAGAUCGAUCGCUAGAGAUCCACAGGGGGGACCUUCCACACUUGGUUUUCCUGAAGCAAAACUACACACACACACACCGUAGCGUGCAGCGAAAUCCCUUCCGCAAGGGCCGUGCAUUGGCCCUGGCCGGGUGAUAAAUUCAGCAGUCGUCAACUCAGCCGUGUUAAACAUUAGCUUUACGAUUUUUUCUUUGUCCUUCUUUACGAAAACGAAAACUAUUAACAAAGCCGUUAAAGCUAUUUAACGAGUAAUUUAAUAAACGAGAAUAAAUCAACACUGAA
Molecule: messenger RNA, 1854 nt
Organism: Anopheles coustani
Lineage: Eukaryota; Metazoa; Arthropoda; Insecta; Diptera; Culicidae
Product: NADH-ubiquinone oxidoreductase 49 kDa subunit-like
Exons: 2
Coding region: 182-1588 (468 amino acids)
Biological process (GO): mitochondrial electron transport, NADH to ubiquinone
Molecular function (GO): NADH dehydrogenase (ubiquinone) activity; quinone binding; NAD binding
Source: RefSeq, a predicted model, not a curated record